AUGCCGAAACAAGAGUUCUCGUACCAGGACAUGUUGGGUGUCGUCGCUGUCUGGUGUUGCUUCUUCAUGAUCAUAGGAUUCAUCACAGUGACUUGCGUCAACUUCUACUGCAUCCAUCAUAACGAUGAUGUGACGGUUCUAGAAAAGUGGGGCCGACGCAAACGUCUUGGAAUCCGUCUAGGAGUUCACAAUCGCGACACCAUCGACGAACAAAUCGCUCUUCAAAAGUUUAAGGUCGACAAGAUCUAG
Caenorhabditis remanei is the source of this 249-nucleotide messenger RNA. RefSeq lists its product as uncharacterized. The coding region runs from base 1 to 249 and encodes 82 amino acids. The transcript is spliced from 2 exons. NCBI's taxonomy places the organism in Eukaryota, Metazoa, Nematoda, Chromadorea, Rhabditida, Rhabditidae. The record is from RefSeq and is a predicted model, not a curated record.